AUGGCCUAUGAGACAGAAGAUCAUGAGACUCAAUACUGCUUUCCUGCCAUCAACUCAUCGUGCGUCAAGACAAAACGCUCCACACAUGAAUACAAUAUCAUGUAUGUGUUUCUUUCAUUGCUGUCAGUAUGGACUGUGUUUCUGAAUCUGCUGGUGAUCAUCUCCAUCUCUCACUUCAAGAAGCUUCACACUCCAACCAACAUGCUCAUUCUCUCUCUGGCUGUGGCCGACCUGCUCGUAGGACUUAUUAUUAUGCCGCUGGAUGCCAUCAAACUGAUUGAAACGUGCUGGUACUUUGGAGACAUUUUCUGUGGACUGUUUUUAAUAACCAUGGGGAUGCUAUUCUCAGCAUCAUUUAAUAGUCUUGUAGUCAUUGCUGUUGACCGUUUUGUUGCAGUGUGUUACCCUUUACAGUAUGAACGCACAGUAACAACGACUAAAACUGUAAUAGUCAUCUGUCUCUGCUGGUUUUACUCCACAGCAUAUAAUACUACUAUUGUAACUAGCAACAAUUUCUUUAAUAGCUCACACAGAACAGAUGGCUGUUAUGGAGACUGUACCUUUGCAACUGGUCUGGCAUGGAGAGUUGCUGACCAGAUUGUGUCCUUCUUUUUGCCUUGUAUUCUCCUAAUCACUUUGUAUUUGAGGAUAUUUUAUGUUGCAAAACAGCAGGUGAGAGUUAUAAACUCUCUGGUGAAGAGAGGUAAACAUGUAACAGAACGUUCAAUGAGGAGAAUAUCUGAGAGCAAAGCCGCUCUGACAUUAGGACUCAUUGUGGUCAUUCAUCUGCUUUGCUGGUUGCCAAUCUAUUUUUUUUCUCUGUGUACUACAGUAAUUCCCGUUGCUGUCUUAAACUCCAUUGUGUGGAGCAUGUAUAGUAACUCAGGUAUAAAUCCUCUCGUCUAUGCUUUAUUUUACCCUUGGUUUCGAAAGGCAAUUAAACACAUUAUAACUCUUAGAAUAUUUAUCCCAGCAUCCUCCCUUGUUAAUACUGUUAUGGAUCAUCAUUCAUGA
Molecule: messenger RNA, 1014 nt
Organism: Paramisgurnus dabryanus
Lineage: Eukaryota; Metazoa; Chordata; Actinopteri; Cypriniformes; Cobitidae
Product: trace amine-associated receptor 13c-like
Biological process (GO): G protein-coupled receptor signaling pathway
Cellular component (GO): membrane
Molecular function (GO): trace-amine receptor activity
Source: RefSeq, a predicted model, not a curated record